AAAUCGUACUAGCUUAUUUGAUCGCUGGUAGAUGGCAGUCGAUGGUUCAAUUGUCAACAAUUCACAAUAUUUGCAUUUGAUAACAACACCACGUUAUUGUACUCAGAAUCCUGUUUUUCACUUACGUAUAAAGAUGGCCGAGUUUUAUUGUGCUCAUUGUAAGGUCCAAAUGAACUCAAAAUCUCAGUGGGAUGCCCAUGUAAUUGGUGGGAAGCAUAUGAGAGCUGUUACAAUGAAUCAGCCCCUAGCAGUUGACAUGUCAGCAGCAAUUGUCUUGCCCAAUGGAAAUUUCAAAUGUAAAAGCUGUGAUGAUUUCGAGUGUUGUGGUCACAUACCUUUUGAGCAGCAUUUGAUAGGAAAAAAGCAUUUGAAAAACGUCCAGCGUGGCAAAGAGUCCACUCAGUUUAACACAGCUGUCAAGUCACCUCUUUAUGGUCAACGGCAACCAACUGCUCCUCUAGUUCACUCUCCACCAGCAAUGAAUAGUGGUUCCUUACCAAUUGCAUUAGCCGAUGUGUCUUCAGCAUUGUUGCAACCUGAUGGAUCAUACAAAUGUAAAGUUUGUGUUGACUUUACUUGCUCAGGCCCUAUACCCAUGCAGGAUCAUUUGAAUGGAAAAAGUCAUUUAAAGAAUUUGAAAACGUUUCCUGGCAGAAAAUUAGCGUUUGAGCAAAUGACCAUUGCUGCUCCUACGUCUGAAGUCAAUUACCGUCAGAGUUCGUUAACGGUCGACGAACGUAUUGAAAAAGCGUGGAACCACCAGACAAUUUGCGGCUACAACUACGAUGAGUUAUUUUCUAAUCUGUCUAUCGAGAAGAAGAUUGAAGAGUUAAAUCCACAUUUUGCGUUUAUCGGUAAAGAUGAUCCUAUGCCCAAUUUUGUCAAGUACUUGAGUAUGUGAUUAGUGUAAUUUCAAAAAAAAAGCACAAUCGAUCCAUUUUA
This is a messenger RNA of Daphnia pulex (common water flea), 942 nucleotides long. RefSeq lists its product as uncharacterized. Bases 32 to 901 code for a protein of 289 amino acids. The transcript has 4 exons. Gene Ontology annotation, cellular component: precatalytic spliceosome. Gene Ontology annotation, molecular function: double-stranded RNA binding; zinc ion binding; single-stranded RNA binding. The record is from RefSeq and is a predicted model, not a curated record. Lineage: Eukaryota; Metazoa; Arthropoda; Branchiopoda; Diplostraca; Daphniidae.